AUGUCGGAGGUUACAUUCACCAAAUCAUUUCUGUCCGCUCUGGACUCCCGCCCCAUCAAGCUGCGAGCCGACCAUAUCUUUGAUCCAGAGCAGGUCGGGCUCCGUGUACCUUACACGCUCCCCCGCCUCCAACCCCCGCACCCAGAAAUGCCCAAGAAAGUUCAACAAACCCAAGCACCGGGCUCAUCCAAAUCAAUCACCGUGAAGGUGAAAUCAUCCCGGAACCCAGAGCUCGAAUUUCCCCUCCCAAACGUUCCUAUCAGCACGACCUCUGUUCAAGAUCUUCGGGACGCUGUGAAGCAACGCAUCACCGAUGCGGCGGGUAACCCCGUCGCACUGGAGAAAAUUAAGAUUUUAUAUCGUCGGAAGCCGGUUAGUGGGACUGGAAAGACGUUAGCUGAGAUUUUGGCGGAUGAGCCUGAGAUGCUGGUUGGUGGGAAGGAGAUCGAGUUUGGGGUUAUGGUGCUUGGGGGUGCUAAGGCGAUUGAUGUUGCGGAGGCGUUACCGGUUACGACUACAGAUGAGGAGGUGGUGAGGGAGAGCCAGACGUCUUCGCCUAAGGCGGCUGUUGGACCUAAUGGGCCGGAGGUGGUGAAGACUGAGGAAUUUUGGAAUGAUUUACAGGGUUUUCUGGAACAGAGGCUGAAGGAUGAGCAGGAGGCGAAGCGGUUACGGGUGCUUUUUAAGGAGGCGUGGAGCUCGAGUCUGUAA
This is a messenger RNA of Penicillium angulare, 711 nucleotides long. RefSeq lists its product as uncharacterized. The record is from RefSeq and is a predicted model, not a curated record. The transcript is spliced from 2 exons. Bases 1 to 711 code for a protein of 236 amino acids. NCBI's taxonomy places the organism in Eukaryota, Fungi, Ascomycota, Eurotiomycetes, Eurotiales, Aspergillaceae.